Coffea arabica (coffee) is the source of this 804-nucleotide messenger RNA. The record is from RefSeq and is a predicted model, not a curated record. Lineage: Eukaryota; Viridiplantae; Streptophyta; Magnoliopsida; Gentianales; Rubiaceae.
AUGGACGCACAAAUCACUCUUGAUUCCGCGGCAGCAACGCAAACGCAGCAACAACGCAAUGGGGCAGCAACGCAACGCAGCCUCCUUUCAGCCCCUCCUCCUACUCUUCCGCCUGCUCCACCCCCAACUCCACCACCAGCCCCACCUCCUGCACCACCACCUGCUCCUCCACCAGCAUCUCCUCCAACGCCACCAGCACCACCAGCACCACCACCACUACCUGCACCUCCUCCAACUCCAACACCACCAUCGGCUCCUCCACCAGCACCUCCUCCAAUGCCACCUCCCGCCACCCCUCUCCUCCCUUUGCCCUUCCCCCUCCCUCUUCCCUCGCCCGGCAGUCAAGGCGCAACUCCUCCACAAGAUCCCGUCUGAGCCGCCGGCGACGAGUGUGCAUUGGUCUUCUCCCAUUUGCCUCCAGCAUACGCUGCUCACAAACCCUGCACCUAUAGGCUCGCAAUAUUCCCACCCGGAAUAUUCAGCUCGACCUGGAGCCGGAGCUCCAGCAGAGGAUGGCUCGAAUCUCUUGGCCCAAAUAGACGAGGUCAUCUCUUAUCGUAGACAACAACUUGAUUGUCCUCGGAGCCACAGCUAAGCAGGCCGCCGCCUCUCCAAACGGAUAACCCGACAAAUCUCCUGGCAUUGACGUGUCCCGUGUACGUCCGAAUAAGCCGAUGAUCUGCAGUGUGCCACGUCUUCAAGCACCCAUCAAUUUAAAAAAAAGGGUACAAACUGCCGGUGAAGAGAGCGGAUGGCAGGGGAAGAUGGCGUGGAGAGGGAGAAAGGCAAAAAAAAAAAAAGGAA